UAACCCUUCGGGAAUAUGCUCAAGCUAGUGCAAUACAUAGCCCCCCGACUGGGCGGCGCCACGCCCAGACCGGCCGGUUGCGGCUGGGGCAACAUGCUAUUGAUUUCGCCGAAAAGUUCCGAGAGAUGUAUAACGAAACGUCGCCAUUUUCUUUUCUCCUCCGCCAGCAGCAGCGGCACUUUCGCUUCUUCUUCUUCGCUCUGCACCGAACACCGACAACAGUUCCACGGGAGUCGCAGGAAUCGGGAGAUAUUACUGUCCCCAAGCACACAUAGUAGUCUUCAAGUCCAGUCGCAGCGUGCGUUUCGAGACAGUUCGAAAACAGAACCAGACGACUACCUAGAUUCCAUCCCGAAAGCAGAGCAGCGGACGAGAAGGAAAUCGCUUUUUAACGACCCCGACGAGAGAACAGAGGAAAUCAAAAUUGAAGGAAUAAUGGCACCACACGAUCGCGACUUUGGUCACAGUGGACGUGGCGGUCGCGGAGGCGAUCGAGGCGGUGAUGACCGGCGAGGAGGCGGCGGUGGAGGCAAUCGCUUUGGAGGCGGCGGCGGUGGUGGUGGCGGUGGCGGUGGUGAUUACCACGGCGUAAGGAAUGGACGUAUUGAGAAGCGCCGCGAUGAUCGCGGAGGCGGCAAUCGUUUUGGAGGUGGUGGUGGUGGAUUCGGUGAUCGCCGAGGAGGAGGUGGAGGCGGCAGCCAAGACCUCCCCAUGCGCCCGGUCGACUUCUCCAACCUGGCUCCCUUUAAAAAGGACUUUUACCAGGAGCAUCCCAACGUGGCUAACCGAUCACCCUACGACGUUCAGCGGUAUCGCGACGAGCAGGAAAUCACUGUGCGCGGACAGGUGCCAAACCCCAUCCAGGACUUCUCCGAGGUCUAUCUGCCCGACUACGUCAUGAAGGAGAUCCGCCGGCAGGGCUACAAAGCGCCCACCGCCAUCCAGGCGCAGGGCUGGCCUAUCGCCAUGAGUGGCUCGAACUUCGUGGGCAUUGCCAAGACGGGAUCCGGCAAGACCCUGGGUUACAUCCUGCCCGCGAUUGUCCACAUCAACAACCAGCAGCCGCUGCAGAGGGGUGACGGACCCAUUGCCCUCGUGCUGGCCCCCACUAGGGAGCUGGCCCAACAGAUCCAGCAGGUGGCCACCGAAUUCGGUUCCUCGUCGUAUGUGCGCAACACCUGCGUCUUCGGCGGCGCCCCGAAGGGCGGCCAAAUGCGGGAUCUGCAACGCGGCUGCGAAAUCGUGAUUGCCACACCCGGACGGCUUAUUGAUUUCCUCUCCGCCGGCUCUACUAACCUGAAGCGUUGCACCUACUUGGUGCUGGACGAGGCUGACCGCAUGUUAGACAUGGGCUUCGAGCCCCAGAUCAGGAAGAUCGUCUCACAGAUCCGGCCCGACCGGCAGACGCUCAUGUGGAGCGCCACCUGGCCCAAGGAGGUCAAACAGCUUGCCGAGGACUUUUUGGGCAACUACAUUCAGAUCAACAUUGGAUCGCUGGAGCUCUCCGCCAACCACAACAUCCGCCAGGUGGUGGACGUUUGUGAUGAGUUCAGCAAGGAGGAGAAGUUGAAGACCCUCCUGUCAGACAUCUAUGACACCAGCGAGAGUCCCGGCAAGAUCAUCAUAUUCGUGGAGACAAAGCGGCGCGUGGACAACCUGGUGCGCUUUAUCCGCAGCUUCGGCGUUCGCUGUGGAGCUAUUCACGGCGACAAGUCGCAAUCAGAACGAGACUUUGUCCUGCGCGAGUUCCGCUCGGGAAAGUCCAACAUCCUGGUGGCCACCGAUGUGGCGGCCCGAGGACUGGACGUGGACGGCAUCAAGUAUGUCAUCAACUUUGACUAUCCGCAAAACAGCGAGGACUAUAUCCAUCGCAUCGGUCGCACUGGACGAUCCAACACAAAGGGCACAUCCUUCGCCUUCUUCACCAAGAAUAAUGCCAAGCAAGCCAAGGCGCUGGUCGACGUCCUCAGAGAAGCUAAUCAGGAAAUCAAUCCUGCCCUUGAAAAUCUGGCCCGCAACUCACGCUACGACGGUGGCGGUGGACGCUCCCGUUAUGGAGGCGGUGGCGGCGGCGGUCGUUUCGGCGGCGGCGGAUUCAAGAAGGGCAGCCUGAGCAACGGACGCGGCUUCGGAGGAGGCGGCGGCGGUGAAGGCAGACACUCGCGCUUCGACUAGAUCGCGGACAAUUAGAAGAGCAGUAAUAGAAGCUAUAGGAACAGGAGAUUUCAGUAGCUAAACUAAACCGCACUAGGUCCUAAGUUAAAUUAAGUUCAUAGCUUAAGUUUAAGAUUUCGUACUACUUUCACCAAACCAUUGACGGUUAUUCUCAGACUUAAAUUCAGACUUUUAACUCUGUUUAAUGAAACACCACAAUAAGCGAGCUAUUUGAACAUAGCGAAUUUAUGUUUAAAUGAUUUGUAAGUUAUUUGACGCUGCCCGCGAGGUCGGUACACAAUCCAAUUGAAAACAACAAAAACCAAACUCACUCCUUAAACGCAAAAUAUUUUCAAAUAUCAUGUGAUAAUUUCUUAAUUUAAUGCAACCUAUCACUAAACUAAAAGCAGAUGAAAUCGUAGCGCGAGGAGUAUAUUGAUGUAGUGAAGGAGGAGGAGGAGGAAGUAAGGAUCAUUCCCGUCUGUCCCGUCUUUAUGACAAUGAACAAAGGAUGACGAGCGACCUUUGUUUGAUAAAUAAAUUCUGCAAAUUACUUUUGGAAAAUUAACUUUUGGAUACCUUUUAUGGCUCAACAAGAAUAAAGCAAACAAAACAAACGGGAUUUCACUACUGACACUAAAUACAAAAGAAAAACUGUAUGUACAAGAUGAGAACUCUUCUCACUUCAAUUUAAUUUUUCGGAAAAAAUAAAGUGUGUGUAUACCUAUUACAACCUAAACCAACAACAAA
Messenger RNA from Drosophila yakuba, 2904 nucleotides. RefSeq names its product ATP-dependent RNA helicase p62 (gene Rm62). Gene Ontology annotation, molecular function: RNA binding; RNA helicase activity; ATP binding. Gene Ontology annotation, cellular component: cytoplasm; ribonucleoprotein complex; nucleus. The record is from RefSeq and is a predicted model, not a curated record. The transcript is spliced from 5 exons. Lineage: Eukaryota; Metazoa; Arthropoda; Insecta; Diptera; Drosophilidae. The coding region runs from base 16 to 2175 and encodes 719 amino acids.